AUGCCCUCUUCAUCGGGCACCAUUUGGCUACUCUAUUUGUGUUUCUCACGUGUCGGUACCUCGUCGGCCACGGCGCGUUCGCGAUACUGA
Linum tenue is the source of this 90-nucleotide messenger RNA. The record is from the annotation of a GenBank genome assembly. Lineage: Eukaryota; Viridiplantae; Streptophyta; Magnoliopsida; Malpighiales; Linaceae.